This is a messenger RNA of Fusarium tjaetaba, 1101 nucleotides long. RefSeq names its product uroporphyrinogen decarboxylase. The record is from RefSeq and is a predicted model, not a curated record. Gene Ontology annotation, biological process: heme biosynthetic process. The coding region runs from base 1 to 1101 and encodes 366 amino acids. Gene Ontology annotation, cellular component: cytosol. Gene Ontology annotation, molecular function: uroporphyrinogen decarboxylase activity. NCBI's taxonomy places the organism in Eukaryota, Fungi, Ascomycota, Sordariomycetes, Hypocreales, Nectriaceae. The transcript has 5 exons.
AUGCCACAAGAUUUCGCGCCUCUCAAGAACGACUUGUUGCUUCGCGCAGCAUGGGGUCAGACCAUUGAACGUCCUCCUAUGUGGGUGAUGCGACAAGCCGGCCGCUACCUACCGGAGUAUCACGAAGCCAAGGGUAACCGAGACUUCUUCGAAUGCUGCCGUGACCCUGAAGUCGCAACCGAAAUCACCCUCCAGCCCGUCCGCCGAUUCGCAGGUCUCAUCGAUGCUGCCAUUAUCUUCUCCGACAUUCUUGUCAUCCCCCAGGCGAUGGGUAUGACUGUUGAGAUGGUUGAGAAGAAGGGCCCUCAUUUCCCGAACCCGCUCCAGAACCCCGACGACGGACAGUACGGCCAGGUGCUCGCUAAGAACGUCGAUGUUGCUGCUGAGCUCGGCUACGUGUACGACGCUAUCACACUGACACGCCAGAAGCUUGAGGGACAGGUGCCCUUGAUUGGCUUCUGCGGCGCUCCCUGGACGCUGUUCUGCUACAUGGUCGAGGGUGGUGGCACCAAGCUGUUUGCGCGGGUCAAGACAUGGAUCUACAAGUAUCCUGAGGAGUCGAAGAAGCUUCUGGCCAAGAUCGCCGAUAUCUGCGUGGAUCAUCUGGCACUUCAAGUCAAGGCUGGUGCUCAGCUGGUGAUGGUCUUUGACUCCUGGGCAGGAGAGCUCGGCCCUUCUUCUUACCGUCAAUUCUCUGAGCCCUACUUGAAGCAAAUCGCCGAGAAGCUUCCCGCCAAGCUCCAGAGCCUCGGCUUGGAGAAGGUUCCCAUGACCGUGUUCCCCAAGGGUGCUUGGUACGCACUUGACUCUGCCUGCGAUCUGGGUUAUAAUGUAGUUGGCAUGGACUGGUUGCAUGAUCCCAAGGAGGCCGUCAAGAUCCGAGGCGACCGCAAUAUUGUGUUCCAGGGCAAUGCUGAUCCAGGGGUACUGUAUGGCACCAAGGAGGCUAUCACCAAGGCCGUGGAGGAGAUGGUCGAGGGCUUCUGGGUCGGAAACAAGGGCUGGAUCGCCAAUCUUGGCCACGGAAUUACGCCUGGCGUAAACCCUGAUCAUCUCAAGCACUACUUCGAGGAGAUUCACCGUUUGACCAAAAAGAACUAG